Molecule: messenger RNA, 1662 nt
Organism: Aspergillus candidus
Lineage: Eukaryota; Fungi; Ascomycota; Eurotiomycetes; Eurotiales; Aspergillaceae
Product: glycerol kinase
Exons: 3
Biological process (GO): glycerol-3-phosphate biosynthetic process; glycerol metabolic process; triglyceride metabolic process
Cellular component (GO): mitochondrion
Molecular function (GO): glycerol kinase activity
Source: RefSeq, a predicted model, not a curated record
UACCAUGAACAGGAUCCCUUCGAAUUGGUCGACUCCGUCUACAUUUGCAUCGAAGAGGCCAUGAAGAGUUUCCUCGCCCUCGGUCACUCCGCCGAUGCCAUCGAGGCCAUCGGCAUCACCUCUCAACGGGAGACCGCCAUCUGCUUUGACUGGGAGACCGGGGAGCCCCUCCACAACGCCAUCGCCUGGCCCGAUACUCGCACGAACGGUCUCGUCCGCGACCUUAAGGAACAGCCCGGUGCCGACGAUCUGGCCAGUAUCUGCGGCCUUCCCCUCUCCACCUACCCCUCUUCCGUCACCCUCGUCUGGAUGCUCCGGAACCUACCCGAGGUCCGCGAGGCCUACGAGGCCGGCCGCCUGGCCUUUGGUACCGUCGACACCUGGCUCAUCUACAAUUUGAACGGUGGACCCGCCGGCGGCCGUCUGGUCACCGACGUCACCAACGCCUCCCGCACCAUGUUCAUGAACCUCGAGACCCUCGACUACGAUGAUCGCUUGCUCGACUUCUUUGGCAUCGACCGCAAGAAGAUCCGCCUGCCCACUAUCCUCCCCUCCGCCGACCGCGAGGGCUACGGCUACGUCAGCUCCGGCCCGCUCGACGGCAUCCCUAUCACCAGCUGUCUGGGCGACCAGUCCUCCGCCCUCGUCGGUCACUGCGCUUUCACCCCGGGCAUGGCCAAGAACACCUACGGUACCGGCUGCUUCAUGUUGUACAACGUCGGCGACAAACCCGUCAUCUCCAAGCACGGCCUGCUGGCUACCGUCGGCUUCCAGCUGGGGCGCGACCGAAAACCCACCUACGCUCUCGAAGGUAGCGUUGCCGUCGCCGGUAGCGGUGUCUCGUUCCUGAUGAACAACAUGGGUUUCUUCCGUGAUUCGCGCAAGGUCAGCGAUUUGGCUAGCUCCGUGCCGGACAACGGAGGGUGCUUCUUCGUUACCGCUUUCAGUGGUUUGUUCGCUCCGUACUGGAUUGACGAUGCCAAGGGAACCAUCUUCGGCAUCACUCAGUUCACUCAAAAAGGGCACAUCGCCCGCGCCACCAUGGAGGCCGCCUGUUUCCAGACCAAAGCCAUUCUGGACGCCAUGGAGAUGGACAGUGGACACAAACUGACCGAGCUGGCUGUGGACGGAGGUAUGAGCAAUUCGGAUAUUUGCAUGCAGACCCAAGCCGAUAUCAUCCAGAUCCCCGUCGAGCGACCCUCGAUGCACGAGACGACCGCCCUGGGCGCCGCCAUCGCGGCCGGAUUCGCCAUGGGCGUGUGGAAGGAGUUCAGCGAGCUCCGGAACAUGAACCGUGCCAACCGCACCACCUUCACGCCGCAUAUCUCGCCCGUCCAGAGCAAGAAGAUGUACGGCCAAUGGUCCAAGGCCGUGGAGAUGUCCCGUGGCUGGGUGGAUGCAGGCGACAUGGAUGGGGAAGUUGAUGGUGAAUGAGUUGCAUUUUAUAUUUCAACCUUAUUUCUUUUUCUUGUUCAAUAGCUUGGGGUUUGCGAUUUAGCGAUGUUUUUCUGACUGGGGGUUGGGGCUUUCUGGAGGUUUCUUUGGGAUACCCGAUACGAUCAGGUAACAUACGUCGGUCUCAUCAGAUGGGAUUGAUAGGACAUACAUAUAGAUAUACGAAUAGUUCAUCACAUACAUACAUAUAUACAUACAUAACUAAAU